Spizellomyces punctatus DAOM BR117 is the source of this 1227-nucleotide messenger RNA. RefSeq names its product malate dehydrogenase, NAD-dependent. NCBI's taxonomy places the organism in Eukaryota, Fungi, Chytridiomycota, Chytridiomycetes, Spizellomycetales, Spizellomycetaceae. The transcript has 5 exons. The coding region runs from base 68 to 1069 and encodes 333 amino acids. The record is from RefSeq and is a predicted model, not a curated record. Gene Ontology annotation, biological process: tricarboxylic acid cycle; malate metabolic process. Gene Ontology annotation, molecular function: L-malate dehydrogenase (NAD+) activity. Gene Ontology annotation, cellular component: cytoplasm.
UGGAAGGGCAACUCUUUCGCUUUCACCCAUCCCAAUCCAUCUGCCACUCGUUCCUCAUAUUACCAUUAUGCUCGCCUCUCGUAUGUUCGCGCGUGGAUUUGCUAGCUCCUCUUUCCAGCGGGGCGCAAAGGUUGCUGUCCUUGGGGCUGCUGGCGGUAUCGGUCAGCCUCUUUCUCUUCUCUUGAAGCUUAACCCCCACGUAGACCGUUUGGCCCUGUAUGAUAUUGUUAACACUCCUGGUGUCGCUGCUGAUAUCUCCCACAUCAACACCAACUCUGUUGUAACGGGACAUAAGGGACCGGAGCAGUUGGGAGAUGCUCUGAAGGACUCGCAGGUCAUUGUCAUUCCCGCCGGAGUGCCUCGCAAGCCAGGGAUGACCCGUGAUGAUCUGUUCAACACCAACGCCGGAAUUGUUAAGACUCUUGCUGAGGCCGCUGCUAAAUAUGCCCCUAAGGCGCACUUGCUCAUCAUUGCCAACCCUGUCAACUCCACUGUGCCCAUUGUUGCCGAAGUCUUCAAAAAGGCUGGCGUCUUUGAUCCUAGCCGUCUCUUUGGAGUGACCACAUUGGAUGUUGUUCGCGCGUCUACUUUCGUUGGUCAGGUCAAGAACAGCAACCCCGAGGAGGUUAAGGUCCACGUUAUCGGUGGCCACUCUGGUGUCACUAUUAUGCCUCUGCUUAGCCAGACUGGCAUUAAAUUCUCUCAAGACGAGAUUGAGAAGUUGACACACCGCAUCCAGUUCGGGGGUGAUGAGGUAGUCAAGGCUAAGGAUGGCACUGGGUCCGCCACGCUCUCAAUGGCUCAAGCGGGAGCACGAUUCACCGACUCUCUCCUCCGUGCCCUUGCCGGUGAGAAGGGCAUUGUGGAGCCAACCUAUGUGAAGAGCCAUGUCGCAGAGAAGGAUGGUGUCGAAUAUUUCUCAACAAAUGUUGAGCUGGGGCCCAACGGAGUCAAAAAGAUUCAUGACAUCGGCCCUGUCUCUGACUACGAGAAGAAGCUCUACGAAGCUGCCAUUCCUGAGCUGAAGAAGAACAUCGCGAAGGGUGUGCAAUUUGUGAACAAGGCUUAGACCUGCUGGUCAUUAAUUUAGAAUCUGAAUAAAAUUGCAUCUGUUUUUUCCUUGCUACAAAGGUACAUGGAGGGUUACUUAUAAUUUAUCUGUAUGCCAGUUAUCACCGCUUAUUCAUCAUCCUCACUGUGACUAUCUCGUCGUCGUUUCACGGAGGG